UUCACUUCUCAAUUGAGUACAGCGAAACCGAUCGGCCAUGAAAUCGCCAUGAAAUCGAACCUCAUCGCCUGCUUCCUAUUCUCAUCUCUCCUCGUAGCCUCGGCCUCUUCUUCUGCAGCCCUCGGAGGAACCGAUCGAGCAGCGCGGGCGGAAGAGGAAGGCGGCGAUUCUCGCCCGACGAUGGCCGCGCUCGGUGGGGCCCACGAGCCGCGAGGCGCCGAGAACAGCGUCGAGGUCGAGAGCCUCGGUCGUUUCGCCGUCGACGAGCACAACAGCAAGGAGAAUGGGCUCCUCGAGUUUGCGCGGGUGGUGAAGGCGCAGGAACAGGUGGUUGCCGGCACCUUGCACCAUCUUACCAUCGAGGCGGUGGAUGCCGGGAAGAAGAAGCUCUACGAAGCGAAGGUCUGGGUGAAGCCGUGGAUGAACUUCAAGGAAUUGCAGGAAUUCAAGCAUGCCGGUGAUGUCCCCUCCUUCACGCCCUCGGACCUCGGUGCUCGGAGAGGUGGGCAUGCUCCUGGUUGGCAAGAAGUGCCUGUUCACGAUCCCGAAGUCCAGGAUGCGGCGAAUCACGCCGUGAAGACUAUUCAGCAAAGGUCCAAUUCCUUGUUCCCGUAUGAACUUCAUGAGAUUGUUCAUGCAAAAGCUGAGGUAGCAGAGAGCUCGGCCAAAUUCGACAUGCUUCUCAAGGUCAAGAGGGGCGACAAAGAAGAGAAGUUUAAAGUUGAAGUGCACAAGAACCAUGAGGGAAUCCUACAGCUGAACCAGAUGGUGCCUGAGCAAUCCUGAACCGUGAUGGAUGCAUCUCACUUUGGUUUCCGAAAAUGAACCCCUCUCUGCAUAAACUUCCUAGCGUGUCUUUGUAUGUUUUGAGUUUUCUUGUGAACUGAAGAAAAACUGACGUGUAGUCUCUCGUGGCUCAUAAACUUUACAUGAGCUCGUCUUCACUCUUUGUGUGCUCUCUUGUUUAGGUGUUAUAUAUACGGUGCUAGUUGCGAGAAGCAAUGCUGUUAGUUUUUUAACCACAA
Messenger RNA from Syzygium oleosum, 1025 nucleotides. RefSeq names its product cysteine proteinase inhibitor 12. The transcript is spliced from 4 exons. The record is from RefSeq and is a predicted model, not a curated record. Gene Ontology annotation, molecular function: cysteine-type endopeptidase inhibitor activity. Lineage: Eukaryota; Viridiplantae; Streptophyta; Magnoliopsida; Myrtales; Myrtaceae. Bases 49 to 786 code for a protein of 245 amino acids.